Molecule: messenger RNA, 2117 nt
Organism: Anas platyrhynchos (mallard)
Lineage: Eukaryota; Metazoa; Chordata; Aves; Anseriformes; Anatidae
Gene: RSPO1
Product: R-spondin 1
Source: RefSeq, a predicted model, not a curated record
UGUCAGCAUCCGACUUGCGGCUUUGCCUUGUGCAACGCGGAUAAUGAGUUCAGACAAUGAAAGCUGGGAGAAAUCACAGCCCGAUCUGCCGGGAUCCCCAGCUCCCCCACCCCCAAGGUGAGCGGGGCUGUGCAGGGGAGCCGGGCUGCCUCUCCCUCCCGUUCCCGCUGCUUUCCCUUCCCAAAGCUGGCACCGGGGCGCGCAGAGCGAGUCGGUGACACUCGUUAGUGCGCGGAGCUCGUUAGGGCUCCUGGACCCGCCGUGGCUGCUCGGUGUGCUGCCGUGCACCGGCUCGCGGGGAGAGGAGUGGGCUCGGGCUGCACAAUUUGGGGACUGACCCGUUAAGUGGUCCCUGCCUCGAUACCGACCCUUAAUUCAACCUCCUGAGGAGCACGGCACCCAUGGGGGCACGGCGCGCAGCCGAGGAGCGCGGGUUCCUGCGCGUGCCCGUGGAAACUACGAGCAGCUAACGCUCACUGCCCGAGCCCCCAGAUGGGACUAGACCCAAGCUCCUGCGCUCCGUAUGGGGAUGAAGGCAGAACCAUGUUACCUGCUACCUAAGGCCUCUGCUGCUGCGCCGGUAGCUUGUGGAUAUGGUCCUGCACCAGGCUUCACACACAGACUCUCAGCUCUGAGCCAGCCCCAGAGGUUUUAGUGGCAGCAGAGCCCCCCGGGCACGGGACGGACUCCGAUCACCCUGCGAUACAGGGCUGCAGCGCUGGAGAGUUACUAUGCAGCUUGGACUGCUUGUGGUGGUGGUUUUUCUGAGCUCGAUGGAUCUAACAGGCAGCAGCAAAGUGGUGAAGGGCAAGAGGCAAAGACGAAUUAGCACCGAGCUGAGUCAGGGCUGUGCCAGGGGCUGUGACCUGUGCUCCGAGUUCAACGGGUGCCUGAGAUGUUCCCCCAAGCUCUUCAUCCUUCUGGAGAGGAAUGAUAUCCGGCAAAUUGGGAUCUGCCUACCAUCCUGUCCACUGGGAUACUUUGGCCUUCGCAAUACAGACAUGAACAAGUGCAUCAAAUGCAAAAUUGAGAACUGUGAGUCCUGUUUCAGCCGAAACUUUUGCACAAAAUGUAAGGAAGGUUUGUAUUUGCACAAAGGGAGAUGUUACGUCACAUGCCCUGAAGGCUACUCUGCUGCCAACGGCACCAUGGAGUGCAGCAGUCCUGCACAAUGUGAAAUGAGCGAGUGGGGGCCCUGGGGGCCCUGCUCCAAGAAGAGGAAGCUGUGCGGCUUCAAGAAGGGUAACGAGGAUCGAACGCGGCGGAUCCUGCAGGCUCCCUCCGGAGACGUGUCCCUGUGCCCCGCCACCACGGAGGUGCGGAGGUGCACCGUGCAGAAGAGCCAGUGCCCCGAAGGGAAAAGGAAGAAAAAAGAAGAGCAAGGAAAGCAAGAUAAUACCAAUGGGAACAGAAAUCGGAAAGACACCAAAGAUGCUAAGUCUGGCACCAAGAAGAGGAAGAGCAAACAGAGAGGGGCUGUGGUCCCCGCCACAUCUGCCAGCCCUACCCAAUAGCUGCCCCUUUCCGUCACCUGAUGGCAAGACUUCAUUGCUGCUAUGUAUAUGAAAGCUUUAUUGAACCAGAGCACUGCUACACAACAUUACACAUGUUCCGAAAGACAGACAUAUACUCCUAGACUAGACCCGACAGAAGCCACAUACACGAUACUUAAGGAGGCUGCACCCCCAGGACGCGGACGGCACCCCUCCGGGGCGAGGAGCGCGAGUGCUCGCGGAGGGACGUGGCAGUGGGACGCUGCGGGGACGAGAGGUGAGGAUGAACCAGAGCAAAGGACAAGGGCACGGGACCUUAUGACACAGUGCCUCCACGCCGAGCCAGCCGCCUGGCCCCGGCACAGCACGGUGGCAGCCUGGCGGACAGGGCUGGGACUGAAUUUCUGCUCUUCCAGACCAGGGAACUGGACUCACGCAAAGGCAGUGGCCUCUUUCUCUUCCCCCUCCCCUUUAUUUUGUGUUUUAAGCUGUAUGACUUUAUCAUUGAGAAUAAUACAUGUUAAACGUUUGUGGUAAGAGGUCAGUGGUAUCUGCCCUGAAUCUGCUUCAAAGAGUUAUUUCAAAUUAAAAAAGAAAAAAAGAAAAAAAAAAAAAAAAAAAAGA